CACAGAUCGUGUAAUUCUACUCACAACCAAGAUAUAAUAUCUACCACGUAACCAAACCAUGCUCAUCGGACUUUGCGGAGGUAUUUGUGCGGGCAAGUCUUCUAUUGCCUCGUACCUCGUGGAACAACAUCAGUUUACUCGCAUUGCCCUGGCACGCAGCACCUCGACUCCCGAAGUCGAGAAAUCGGCUUCUCAUACCCCUGUUCCCUCCGUAGCAACGAGCUCGGUCAGCCCUGAGCAUACCUUCAACAACGUCGAUGCCUUGUUAGAUUUCGUCACGCUCCGCUGGCGAGAACGAUGGGUUACAACAGAUAUAUGGGACGAGCAAGUUGUAGAUGCGCUCCUUCGACGGCCAUUCUUUUUGUUGGUUAGUGUGGAUGCGCCAGUGAGCAUACGGUGGCAGAGAUUCAAGGACCAAUGUGCCGUGAACAAGCUCACCCCACCUGCGCUGGAGGAAUUUGUACUGCGGAACGAUGAGCAUUUGUAUGCCCCUAAAACUGGCUUAGGUGCACUGUUCCAGCGCGCUCAACUAAAGCUCCUCAACUCUACCACUUCGAAAGACACCCUACAUGCCGCGCUCAAAUCGCUCAAUUUGACCAACGAGGCACGCUUGCGGCCAAGCUGGGACCAAUAUUUCAUGCAACUUGCCGACCUUGCUGCCCACAGAUGUAAUUGCAUGAAGAGGCGUGUUGGAUGCGUCAUUGUGCGGGAGAAGCGCGUUAUCAGUACGGGUUACAAUGGCACACCCAGGGGCAUGACAAACUGCAACGAGGGUGGAUGCCCACGCUGCAACAAUGCAUCGAAAGGUGGCGCUGACCUCGCGACAUGCCUUUGCCUUCACGCCGAAGAAAAUGCUCUGCUCGAAGCUGGUCGUGAUCGCAUCGGCGAGACUGCGAUCUUGUACUGUAACACGUGCCCUUGCCUGACUUGUAGUGUGAAGAUCACACAAGUCGGUAUAAGCGAAGUCGUCUACAACCAGGGUUAUCUGGUAGAUACCCAAACGGCGGCGAUCUUCAAAGAGAGUGGUGUUCGUCUGCGACAAUUCUCUCCUCCUAGGGAAGGUAUUGUCGAUUUGUCCACCUUUCAGGCAGACAGCACGAAAAUGGAGGGAACCACUGAACAAUCGGAUAUUCGCGACAUACUCGACGAUGCCAAUUUUGUUCGACCAGUUAACUAACUAUGAACCACACAUAAAUAUAAAAUCAUAGGCCUCCACAACCGAACCCUUUUCGACUCGAAAUUACUAUCCCAAGCUGAGACUGCAUGAUUGCCUAUUGGGCUUUUGAGGGCAUUGCCAUAUGUUCGACAUAAUGAUAAGAUAAACAAGGGAACGGCCCGGCCCGCUAAUUAUAUAUGGACGGGUCAUUGUUAUAUGUUCAACUUGUAGUGAUGAACUUGCUUCGUG
Aaosphaeria arxii CBS 175.79 is the source of this 1405-nucleotide messenger RNA. RefSeq lists its product as uncharacterized. The record is from RefSeq and is a predicted model, not a curated record. Gene Ontology annotation, molecular function: zinc ion binding; hydrolase activity. The transcript has 3 exons. Bases 59 to 1177 code for a protein of 372 amino acids. NCBI's taxonomy places the organism in Eukaryota, Fungi, Ascomycota, Dothideomycetes, Pleosporales.